Molecule: messenger RNA, 906 nt
Organism: Mitosporidium daphniae
Lineage: Eukaryota; Fungi; Microsporidia
Product: DNA polymerase epsilon subunit B-like protein
Exons: 4
Coding region: 1-906 (301 amino acids)
Biological process (GO): error-prone translesion synthesis; DNA-templated DNA replication
Cellular component (GO): epsilon DNA polymerase complex
Molecular function (GO): DNA binding
Source: RefSeq, a predicted model, not a curated record
AUGGGUAUUUUGCAGAUUGGAAACAAAGGACAAUUGAUACUAGAAGAUUUGGACUCUACUCUUGAAUUGAAAAUUACGGAACUAACUGGAUCGAUAGUUCUUUUAUCCGGACAACUAUCCGGUACCUCUUUAAUAGUUGAGGAAAUCGAUCAGCCGGAAGGUUUGCAAUACUCGAAAAUGUUCGAUUGCUUUUUUAACCAAAGACCCUCUUUAUCUCUCGCCAAUCCAUGGAAAAAUGCAGAAUUUUUUGCGUACGCGCCAAGAAGCCAAAAAGCUCCAAAUGGUGAACGCGUUUACAUUUUUUCAGAUGUUUGGUUUAACGACCCGGCCGUAAUUACGCUUGUAAAGCAGAUUGGAGAAAGCAUUAAAUUUCUGUUUCUUAGCGGUACUUUGCCGAAAAACGAAUCGGUUAAUUCUUCUCUAUUUAUUCCGCAAGAAUUUCCAGCCGAAUUACAAAAGAGGCUCUCCUUUGAAAAUGCCAUAUUUUCGAGCAAUCCAACGCGGUACCAGGGAAUUGCUAAUGAUGGUAGAGUGAGAAUUUCCCUGAAAAGGCAAUUGCUUUUGUUUUCUUUGCUGUACUCGGCAUGUUAUGUUAAAAAUUCGCUUUUUCCUCUCCCUUCGACCGAUCCCGAGUUUUUAAAAAGUAUAUUUCAUUCCAUCUCAAGACAGUCUAUUCUGUGCCAUUUUCCUGAUAAUAUCCAGCCCAGCUUUUACAACAGACACUCAGCAUUAUCACUUUGUCCCGAAGUCGAUGCAGUAAUCAUCAGCGAUACUCUAUUACCCUCUUGUGUUCACAGCAUUGAUGGCACAAACUUUGCAAAUUGCGGGUCAUUUUCGUCGACCUCCACCUACUUGUCAUAUAACGCAGAUACCAAUGAAAUUGACAUUGAAAAUUUGUGUUUGUAG